Molecule: messenger RNA, 3829 nt
Organism: Polistes canadensis
Lineage: Eukaryota; Metazoa; Arthropoda; Insecta; Hymenoptera; Vespidae
Gene: Gstcd
Product: glutathione S-transferase C-terminal domain-containing protein homolog
Exons: 2
Coding region: 421-2127 (568 amino acids)
Source: RefSeq, a predicted model, not a curated record
UUGAGAAUAAUACAGUUUGUUUGUCGGGAGACGAAUAUGAGAUAUUAACAGAAUGUCAUCCAUGCGAUGCAUUUGAAAUUGCAAGUGAAAGUAUUGCAGUGUGUAUACAUGCAAGAUACAAAGAAGUUUUGAAGUGUAAAAGUGGAGAGACUAAAACAAGAAGUUGUGACCGAGUAGCAUGGCUAGAAGAAAGAGCAUUUUGGAAAUUCGAAGGUUUUAUGUUUGCCCUUGCAUUUACUUCUUGUAUUAGCGUAUAUUGGAGGGAAAAUAUACUAAGGCAAAGAAUUAUUCGUAAAGUUGCAAGACAAUUAAGAGAUAGCGUAUAAGUAAGUGAAAAUAAAUUUUCUACAUACACAAUUUCUUUGUUUAUAAUAAUAAUUAUAAUAAUAUAGUUGCAAUUACAAAAUAAAAAUCAGAAAAAUGAAUGAAGCAUAUUUAGAGAUAUAUUCGUCGACUGAUUUAUGUCUAGCUCCAAUAGAAACGAUCAUAACACUUCUUACAAUGAAAUAUUGCAACUCUAAAAUCAAUAUUAAAUUCAUUAAAACUAAACAAAAAUUAAAUGAAUGCGGAUAUGUUAUAGAUAUAUCUGAAUUUGUAUAUGAAAUAAUGGACGAAGAUAAAAUUUCUCAUGAUGUAAAUUCAUGCGAAUUACCCAGUAUAGUUUUAAACAAAACAAGUUAUAUAGCAGGACUUUGUGCUAUACUAAGACAAAUUAUAAAAACAACACUGGUAGAUUGUCCAUUACAUUAUUGUAAAUCUUUGUUAGGAUUUAAAGAAUCGUGUUUAUUAGCUUGUUCGGAAAGCAGUAUCUGGACUAAAUUUUGUGAAAUAGAUAUUAUUAAUAUGUUAAAAUUUCUUAAUUUAGAUAAUUUAAAUGAAAUAGAAUUGCCUUAUAGUCUUGCAAGAUUUGAAUGUCACAUGUCGCAACCAUUAAAGAUACAUAAUCUGUAUAAAUAUGUAACAUCUAAGAAAAAUAGUAUUAAAGAUGUAGUCGUAAGAGAUAAUGUUCAAUUACCAGAACAUAAAUAUGCAGAAGGCUUUAAUAUUACAUUAUCCGAUAUAAUUAUAUUUAUUUGUGUUCAUAUAUUGCUUACGAUGUAUUCGAGAGAUGCGAUACUCAAAUUAUUGCCAUUGAUAAGUAAAUGGUACGAACGAAUGAUUCAGGAUCAUAUUAUAUUGGAAUGUUUAAGUUGCUUAUCUAUUCAAGAAAAAAAUCUCAACAAUGACAUUAAUUAUAUACUUCCUAAAGUUCCUUAUGAAAGUUUGUACAAGAGUGAUCCUAAAAGAUAUCAACCGAAAAGUCGUGUCUAUACUAAACAAAAAGAUAUAGAAUAUUCCAUGCAAAUUAUUCACAAUGCAGAAAUUCUAAGCGAACUUGACGCGGAACCGUUUGGCGCAGAAAUAUCUUUCGACUGGACAAAUAUUCCUUUUGAUUUAACCCCAGAAGGUGGAUCUUUACCACUUGCACGUUUGCAAAGAAAAUCUGAUCAAUUGGAAAAUUUGUGUAAGCCUGUUAUAAAAUUAGCUAAGCCAGGCGAUGUCAUUGUUGAUUUUUGUUCUGGCAGUGGGCACCUUGGAGUCUUACUUGCAUAUCUCUUACCGAAUUGUACUAUAAUAUUAUUAGAAAAUAAAGAGGAGUCUUUAAAUAGAGCCAAGAAAAGAAGCAAUCUAUUGAAAUUAACUAAUAUUAAAUUUUAUCAAUGUAAUUUGGAUUAUUUUAAAGGAGAUUUUAAUAUUGGUCUAUCUUUGCAUGCUUGUGGAGUAGCAACUGAUUUAGUUAUUCAACACUGCAUUAAAAGAAAUGCUAUUUUUGUAAGUUGUCCAUGCUGUUAUGGAUCAUUACACAAUUGUCAUCAUUUAACAUAUCCUAGAAGUGAUAUUUUUAAGAAACACAUUAAUACUAAACAAUAUUUAACUCUUAGCCAUGCUGCGGAUCAAACACAUGAUAAACUUAACGUUAAAACUCAACAAGGAUACGAUUGCAUGGCUAUUAUAGACACUGAUAGAAAAUUACAGGCUAAACAAUUUAAUUAUAUAGUAUAUCUUGGUAAAUUAAUACCAGAGACGUGUACACCUAAAAAUCACUUAUUAGUUGGAAUACCUAAAGAAAAACAUUUGUGUCUAUGAAAAAUUAAAACAUUAAUAAUAUUAAAAAAUAUUUUUUCAAUAUCAUUUGUAGCGUAAUAUUAAAUAAAAAUGUUUAUACAACGAAUUUUACGAUAUACGUGAAUAUUUACUUAUUGUCUGAAAUUGAUAAUAUAUUGUUUUUUCUCGUAAUAUCUGUAAAACUUAGAUAUUAUUUAUUAAGUGAUCGUUUGUAAUAUGAGAUGCCUAACUUGUAAUAUUAAUUCAAUUCAUUAAUGAGACACGUGCCGUUACUAUAUGCUAGAAAUUUAUUAAUAAUUGUAUGAGGAGAUUUUUAUUGUUAUGUACAAAAAAGAAGAAAGAAUAAUCAUGUAUACAAAUCAUUAGCAUUAUUUAAACAUCUUACAUAAUUUCCUAUAGUUACAUACCUAAGAGAAACACGAAACGAAGUUUUUGUUUUUGUUAUAUUAUAUUAGAGGAACUAGGGAAUAUAUUCAUAAUGUUCACUAUACUAAUUCAAGCGCUAAGUAUAUGCUUGGACAAUAUUGAAAUUUAAAUAAACUUCCACCUUUAUUUUAUGGUUUAACACUUUCAACAUUUAAUUUUGGUCUUUUAAUAAAAUGGCUGAUGGAGAACGAAGUGAAAGUACCAUAUACACGUUUUAUGUUUUUUUUCUUCUUUUUUUUUCUUUUUUUUUUUAAAUUGUGUGUUUCAUGUACUAUUUACAAUUUCAGUCAUACGAGCACAGAUACACUGUCACAAAGUAAAUUAGCCAUAUCUGAUAUUUCUUUUACUUAAAUAGUAAACUUAUGUUUAUUUCAAUUCACAUAUGUUUUAAGCUUUAACUUUUUUGUAUAGAUAAAGCUUAAAACUUUACCAGACCUUAAUAGUGAAAAAUUACCUUAGAACAUUGUCGCAUAGUAUGUCCCUUAUCGUCAAUAUAAAAGCCCCCUAACACACAAGUAUUCGAAAAAUAAUUUUUACUCGAGAGAAAAUCAAUAGAAAAUUAUAAAACAUAACAUUUUAUGAAUAAAAUAUAUGUGUGUGUAUUUGAUUUAUUGUAAAUUGUGAAAUUGAUAUUUCCAACAGUAAGAACCACAAAUAUUAUAAAUUUUGUUUUUAAAAAACAUGAAUAAAUGAAAUUCGAUGAAUAAAAAAAGAUCAAUUGUCGUAAUAAUAUUACGCUUAUACAAAAAGAUAGGGAAUAAACAAAAAAAACUCUUUCAAUGUUCGAUAUAUCAAAAAAUGAUUGCUAUCUCAUAAUUUGUUUAUUGUCACUAAGAAAAUAGUAAGCUAUAUCGCUUGGUAUAUAGUUAACAUUUCGUUAUAUUAUUUGAAAAUAAAAACAUUUUAAUAUUAAAAAUGGUAACUACACUUCGAAAAAAAAAAAAUAAUAAAAAAGAAAUAGAAAUUAUAAAGCAUUUAUUCUCCAUCGAAUGUUGAUAAAGUAAUAAUAAACGUGUGAUUAAGAUUAAGAAAAAAUAAAAAAGAAAAUAUUAGAUACCUUAAUUAUAUUAAUAUUGAUAGUUACCAUUAUAUGUAAGCUUACUUAUUAUAAAAGUUCUAAAUAGGGGGCUUUUAAAAUUACAAGCUAAACUCUAAUUUCGUGGAUGUAGCACGAUGCAUAUAGUAGGCAUCUCAGACAUACAUUGUUAUACUCAUUUUAAACAUUUUCCCGACAUUUAAUUUCAUAGUUUACAAUUCAGAUAUUUUUCCGUAGUAAAAAUUAUCUUGCGCGUGAAAA